Notothenia coriiceps (black rockcod) is the source of this 3871-nucleotide messenger RNA. It is a transcript of the gene strn, whose product is annotated as striatin, calmodulin binding protein. Gene Ontology annotation, molecular function: armadillo repeat domain binding; calmodulin binding; protein phosphatase 2A binding. The record is from RefSeq and is a predicted model, not a curated record. Lineage: Eukaryota; Metazoa; Chordata; Actinopteri; Perciformes; Nototheniidae. Gene Ontology annotation, cellular component: dendrite. The transcript is spliced from 17 exons. Bases 122 to 2464 code for a protein of 780 amino acids.
AGUGAGUUCAUUCCCUCGAGCCGAGGAGACCGAGCGCAGUCGUUAGGUUUUUGCCCUUCCGUUGAUAUCAAGCACCACGAACAAGCGAGACAACGGACAGACCUUUACACCGAGCCCGGCCAUGGACGAACAGGCGGGGCCCGGCGUGUUCUUCAACAACAAUAACAACUCUGUUUUAGCCGGCGGUGGGAAAGGACCGCUGCCUGAUGGCGACGCUGGGGAGGCGGCCAGGGCGCAGUACAGUAUCCCGGGGAUCCUGCACUUCCUGCAGCACGAAUGGGCCCGUUUCGAAGUAGAGAGAGCACAAUGGGAGGUGGAGCGCGCCGAAUUACAGGCCCAAAUCGCAUUCCUGCAAGGGGAGAGGAAAGGUCAGGAGAACUUGAAGAAAGACCUUGUGAGGAGGAUCAAAAUGCUGGAGUACGCGCUGAAGCAAGAGAGAGCAAAGUACCACAAGUUAAAAUAUGGGACAGAGUUAAAUCAAGGUGACAUGAAGCCUCCGACCUACGACUCAGAUGAAACCAACGAGAAUGAGUCUUCUGGAUCGCUCAACAAUCAGCUGUCCUGGAAACAAGGCCGUCAGCUCCUCAGACAGUACCUGCAGGAGGUGGGCUACACAGACACCAUCUUAGAUGUGAAGUCCCAGCGCGUCCGAGCGCUGCUAGGACUAGCUGGGGACGGAGGCGGGAGGACGGGGGAACGGACCAGUACUGAGCCUUUAGUCAACGGGACAGACGCAUCAACAAAGGGCGGCAGAGGAAAAGCUGAGCCCUCUGACACCAGCGCUGUCCUGGAGGCCUUUAAGUUCAUCGAGAAUGCUGCAGCAGAGUUCAGCGAUGAUGAUGAUGAUGAGGACAGCUACGGGAGGGACAGGCCUAAUGUGGAGUCCAGGACGAUCCUGAGAAAGAAGCCCACGUCGUCAAUUACGCCGGCCAGUAUGGACACGAGCGAGGACCCUGACACAGAGGAGGCUAUGAAGGGCUUUGACUUCCUGUCCAGUCCUGACGAGAUGGACACCUCGCCGGAGUCCAGAGGCAACGGGGACGGAACAGACUGGGAGAAGGACGAGCAAGGUCCCAUUUCUGAGGCCUGGGACGUGGACCCGGGCAUGAUAACCAAACUCAAGGAGGAGUACAGAAAGGAGCGCAAGGGGAAAAAGGGGGUGAAGAGACCAAACCGGUCCAAGCUGCAGGACAUGCUGGCUAACCUGAGGGAUGCAGAGGACCUGUCCCACAUGCAGCCCCCACCAUCCAGCCCCCAAUCCCGACCCAACGCGGUCCGGUUCAACGAGCAUGAGGGGAACCGACCGGAUGAAGUUGAGGCGCUGACCUUCCCGCCCACCUCGGGGAAGUCCUUCAUUAUGGGUGCAGACGAAGCCAUGGAGAGCGAGCUGGGCCUGGGGGAGCUGGCUGGACUCACCGUGGCCAACGAGGCCGACAGUCUGGCGUACGAUAUUGGCAACAAUAAAGAUGCCAUGAGAAAAACAUGGAACCCCAAAUUCACUCUGCGGAGCCAUUUUGACGGGAUUCGCGCUUUGGCCUUUCACCCGGUGGAGCCCGUCCUGGUCACCGCCUCCGAGGAUCACACACUCAAGAUGUGGAACCUUCAAAAGACCGCUCCUGCCAAAAAGAGUGCAUCUUUAGAUGUGGAACCAAUCUACACUUUCAGGGCUCACAGGGGGGCUGUGCUGAGUGUGGUGAUGAGCAGCACAGGGGAACAGUGUUUCAGCGGAGGGGUGGACGGGACUAUUCAGUGCUGGAACACCCCCAACCCCAACAUCGACCCCUACGACUCCUACGACCCCUCCAUGCUGCGGGGGGCGCUGUGCGGACACACCGACUCCGUGUGGGGUCUGGUGUACAGCAGCGCACACCAGCGCCUCCUCUCCUGCUCUGCAGACGGGACUGUGAGACUGUGGGACGCCAACACCACCUCCUCCGCCCUUGCAGUAUUCAACGAAGACAAAAAGCUGGGGAUCCCCUCCUCAGUAGACCUGGUAUGCAGUGACCCGGCCCACCUGGUCUCAUCCUUCACUAACGGAGAGAUCGGACUCUUCAACAUGGAGACCCGCCAGCUGGUCCUCAGUCUCGAGUCCAACUUGGAGCCGGGCACUCCCUGCCAGAUCAAUAAGGUCCUCAGCCACCCGACUCUCCCCAUCACCAUCACCGCGGAGGAGGACAGACACAUCAAGUUCUUUGACAACAACAGCGGGAAAAUGAUUCACUCCAUGGUGGCUCACCUGGACGCUGUCACAAGCUUAGCUGUAGACCCCAACGGACUGUACCUCAUGUCAGGCAGUCAUGACUGCUCUAUCCGUCUGUGGAACCUGGAUAGUAAAACCUGCAUCCAGGAGUUCACGGCUCACAGAAAGAAGUUUGACGAGUCGAUCCACGACGUGGCGUUCCAUCCAACUAAAUGCUACAUCGCCAGCGCCGGGGCCGACGCUCUCGCCAAAGUGUUCGUAUGACGCGGAGCUGCGUGUCCCCCUGCAGCCCCGCUCUCGGACUCAGUCUCCCAUGAUCAGGGACCAAUAGAGACACAGGGGGGGAGGACCUUCAGGCAGGGGUCUAGUCCCACCUCUCACAGCCCACUGGUUUCUUGUCCCACUGGCAGACUAUGUAGCCUCAAAACGGACCGUGACUCUCCAUGACGAGGGUCGGCAGGGAGGGCAGUCAGGAGGAAAUCUGCUCUCUUGACCCCCCCCCCACCCAUCUACCAUCCAGGCAGGCUGGGUGUGACCCGCCACAGCACCCCCCCUCCUCAGACAGACUCACCUCUGUAACUAGCAGGCUCAGGACAAGUGUUAGAGCAAGGAGUGGAGAAAUUAGGUUUCAAGCCGGUCUUCUGCCCCGUGACUUCACGCUCAUCCCAAAUCCCCCUGACCCCUCAACCCUCUCACACACCAGGUCCGGGCUCUUUUACUCCAAGUCAGGUUUUGUGUUGUGUUGUUCCAGAAAUGUGGGGUACUGAAGGCUCACUGCAGCUGUCGUGGCAGCCUCUCACUUCUUCUUCUUCUACUUCUCUGCUUCCCAGACUGACUCUGCUUGCUGGCCUGCCUUUAUUUUUUCCUUUUUAAAAACACGUAUUGACAAAUGUGCCUUUGCUUUAAAAAGGUCUUGAAAAAUGUUAUUUUAACAAGCUUGUUUUGGGGAACAGGGAGGGAGGGGACGGCGGAGAAAUGGAGAUGGAUGGUCACAAUGUUGUCGAUUUUAACAUUGGAUGUAAAAUUACAAAUGCUUAUAAUAAACAAAAUAUAUAUUCAGUCUUAAAAUUUACUGUGCAGCGUGAGUUUGAGUGCUCCUUUUUGAUAAGUGUGGUUGGGGAAUCAAUUUUGUGCAUUUCAAAGCUGGUAGAGUGAUACAGACCAUUAAAUAUAAUGCCUGUUUGUUAGAUUCAAGUAACUGUACACUUCAGAAGUAAGAUUGCAAGCGUAUGUGUCCAAAGUAAACCAUCUUGGUUAAAUAAUUACAAUUCAAACUUCUAGAUGUCCAUUUUAGGAAUAACUAACUAAUUUUGGCCAGUUUGCUCUUGUGUGAAUUGAAUGGCUUGUACUGUAUGUAGUUUUCCCCAAUUGUGCGGAUAUGCUCGACUACAAUGUGAUGUAUCAUGUCCGGAUAUUUACAGUAGUCCAAUGUUUAGCAGAAAUUAGUGCAGUACUGUGGGACUACUUGGAAAUAAUGAGUUCACCAUCCAACACUGAGGGAAGACAAAUAAAUGUCUCUAGUUUACUGGAGGACAAAGCUAUCCCGGGUUUAAAAAAAGACAAGUCAAUCAAGAUGUUGUACGUGUAGAGUGCAGCUUCAAAUGAGCCAUUUUCUCAGUCACUGGUUUGUAUAUGAAAGUAUGUUCAAAAUAAAACCUGCUGUAAAAUGUU